Molecule: messenger RNA, 2795 nt
Organism: Pieris rapae (cabbage white)
Lineage: Eukaryota; Metazoa; Arthropoda; Insecta; Lepidoptera; Pieridae
Exons: 15
Coding region: 1-2148 (715 amino acids)
Source: RefSeq, a predicted model, not a curated record
AUGGUUGCGGAACAUACAGUACUGGACCGGCAUCACGCCCCUGGAGGAACUGUUUCGAAUAACGCAAGAUACCCGCCCCGUCUCACGUCCCUCGGACAAGAAAAAAAGCCGAGGCUACUACAGAACGGGCGGAAAACAACAAACAACUCAAAUUUAAAAGUCUGUCCUCCAACUUCGAAUUUGUUCCCAUUGGACCCUACUAUACUCUUGAGACUGCUUUUCUGCUUGUUUAUCGUCAAAGAAGCCUUUUGCACAGAUCCAGAAGUGGUCGUGCUGCGAGCUGUGCGCGGCAGGGACGCUCGUCUGCCCUGUGGCCAAGGAAAAGUGUUUCUAGAUGGCCCAGACUCUUAUGUACUCUGGCUGAAAAAUGACAGGGAUUUUUUGUAUCGAUUUCCUAAUGAAGAUUCUGAGAGAAGGUUAAUAAAUCGAGAUCGCAUCUACGGUACAUCGUGCGACACUGGAACCUGUUAUGAUGAUACUUCAUUACUCUUGAAAAGGGUCACUGAGGCAGAUAGUGGAAUAUACAGGUGUAGGGUUCAUUACCAAGCGUCUCCAUCUCUUGAUUUUGUCAUUGAUAUAAGGUUGGUCGAUUCGCCGGGGUUGCCUCGAAUAAUCAAUGAAGCAGGCAAUGAAAUAAAGAGGGGCUACGUGGGACCACUGAGCCUAGGGUCCGAUUUGACUUUAAUUUGUGAAGUUGAUGAUGACCAACCAGACACUCUAGUCUACUGGCGUCGGAACGGAGUGAUAAAAGAGCGAGCCCAUACUAUACGUCCUGGAGUACUGCGAGCUGAUGUACACGUUCACAACGCAACCCGAGAUGAGCUUGAUGCACAUUACGAGUGCCUUGCACAAAAUGCCGACGUCACAGAGCCGCUAAGCGCAAGCGUAGUCGUCAAAAUGUAUCUGCCGCCUAUUAAUGUGGAAAUUCGUUUAAACAACAACUUUGACUUCGAGGCGGGACAACCUCGUGUUGUGGAUUGUGUGAUCGUGGGGUGUGUCCCACCACCAUCAAUAACAUGGCACCUUGGAGACAUUCUACUAAGACCUAGUGUUCAUAAGGAACUUCAUGAUGGAAACUACACUGUAUCAUCAUUAACACUGGCGCCCUCGCUUCGGGACACCAAGCAUGACCUCGUCUGUCGCGCACACAAUUCUCAUUUACCAAAUGGAGUGUUUGAAGACAAAGUCACAUUGAAUGUUGGAUUUCGUCCCUUAUGUAUUUCAACAAGGGAAGAAACUAUAGGAGCUGUGGAGCGAGAGGCUGAAACUGUGGUCUGCAUUGUUGAAGCAUCACCAGAACCUUUACAGUUUAGUUGGACCUUUGCGGACUCUAGAACACUAUACACUAGUGUCAGGAAGCUACCAGGACAUACAAACAGGUACUCGUCUACAUUGACCUGGCUUCCUAGGGAGAGUGAUAUUGGUAUUCUGCUUUGUCGGGCAACGAACGCGUUUGGGGAACAAAAACGUCCUUGCUCAUAUACGAUAUCAACUGGCGGCCCGCCACGGGCACCUGAUUGCGUCGUACUACGCUCUUAUCCACACGCCAUCCGUAUUCACUGCCAAAAAGGUUGGGAUGGAGGCAGAACACAAACUGUGUACUUAGAACUGCUGAACGCAGACGGUACCUUGGUUCACAAUAUUUCAAAUACGGCUGGACACUUUCAACUCCCUGAUAUAGAAGAUGAAAGGAAUUUGACAGCUGUAGUGUACGCCGCAAAUUCUAGAGGACGAAGUGAACCCAAAACGUUACAUCUUCAGACAAUAACUCCUAUUAGUGCGUCAGCCGUUAAGAAGUCCCAAACGCCUAGUUGGGCACCCUGGCUUGAAGGAAUAGCUAUAGUAGGAGUAAUAGCAGCCGCAAUUACUGGCUCAGCUGUCUGCUUCAAAGUAAUCCGAAGGAAGAAAGAUGCAGUCGAACACAAUCCCGAUUUAGUACCUCGAUCUGAUGGCACAUUUCACCGAGAACCCGACUUUACCCGGGAAGAACGUCUUCUUGGUACGACAAAUAUAACAGUUAAUCAACUUGCGUCAUGUCAAAAUCAAUACACGCCUUCGCCCGUACCUUCUUGCAGAGUGCUAGUUGGUUGCAGUCAUCCACCGCCUCAAGAUUCAUGUCCCGCAACUCAACACUCCUAUUUUGUUUAAAACAAUAAGAUAUAUAUUUGCAUACUACUUAGACUUUCACAGCCGUAGUCAGAGUCGUCCAAUAAAUUGUCUUUACAUUAAUAGUUAUGUAACUAAGAAACUAUGUAAUUCAACUAUAUACUUAAGAGGCAAUAAACGGUUGAUUUAGGGGCCUAGAAACGGUAUGAUUGGACUAAAUAUUUAAACUUUUAAUGAACGACUGUGAUUUUAGUUGCCCGUUCUUACUCCGUAUUUUGUGUCACUUGUAUAAUAUAAUUUAUACCAUGACAUUUGAGUAGGCUUUAAGAUUAAGCUCCAUAUAUCAAAUUUAAAACCUUUUUUACAUGCUGGAGUAUUUUUUACAUAACUUAGCUAAGACUCUGAAUCUUGCAUUAAUACAUUUAAAAUUAUUUAAGUGACAUACUUCAUGACAUAGUUUUAGACCCAAUAUCAACGGUGUAUGCUAAUGGUGCAGACCUAUUAGCCUUCUCGUGGUAUUAAUUUUUUUACUGUUAUAAAUGGAAAUGAAUAUUUCAAUAUUCAUUGGUCAAUAUCCAAUAUGUACGCACUUAAUAAAUUUUAUACUAAAAUAUUUCAAAAUGGUAAAAUUUGUUGCCUGCGUAUAAAAAUCCAAUCAUAUACGUAUGUAUUCAAUAUACUUAAUAAGU